Terrapene triunguis (Three-toed box turtle) is the source of this 2150-nucleotide messenger RNA. It is a transcript of the gene PDHX, whose product is annotated as pyruvate dehydrogenase complex component X. Gene Ontology annotation, molecular function: acyltransferase activity. Gene Ontology annotation, biological process: pyruvate decarboxylation to acetyl-CoA. Bases 21 to 1544 code for a protein of 507 amino acids. The transcript is spliced from 11 exons. The record is from RefSeq and is a predicted model, not a curated record. Gene Ontology annotation, cellular component: mitochondrion; pyruvate dehydrogenase complex. Lineage: Eukaryota; Metazoa; Chordata; Testudines; Emydidae.
UUGGGUGGGAGGAGAGCAAGAUGGCAGCCUCCUUGUGGCUGAGCUGCAGCAGUAAAGAGAUGGUCAAACUACUCCCGGGUGGGAGACUAGUCGCGGGGGCUUGUGCUUUUCUCCGCCUUGGAGGAGGCUGGAGGCUUCUGCACAGGAGCCACGAGCUGCUGGGUAUUCCUGCAUUUAAAAUACUCAUGCCUGCACUGUCUCCUACAAUGGAGGAAGGAAAUAUUGUGAAAUGGUUAAAAAAGGAAGGUGAAACUGUAAAUGCAGGAGAUGCAUUAUGUGAAAUCGAAACAGACAAAGCAGUGGUAACCAUGGAGUCAAGUGAUGAUGGCAUAUUGGCUAAAAUAAUGAUGGAAGAAGGAAGUAAAAAUGUGCGUCUGGGAACACUAAUUGGUUUGCUGGUAGAAGAAGGACAGGACUGGAAGCAGGUUGAAAUACCAGCAGAUACUGGUGAUCCAUCUUGUCUGGCACCCCCGAUGGCACCGCCUGCAGUUGCACCUACUCCCCCUCCAGUAGGCAUUUUAGCUUCAGCCUCUACCAAAAUGGAACAUGGGCUUGGAAAACUACCGAUUCGCUUAAGUCCUGCUGCCCGCUACAUUCUAGAGACACAUGGACUUGACCCAAGCAGUAUUACUCCCACUGGGCCUCGAGGAAUCCUCACUAAAGAGGAUGCACUCAAUCUUCUGCAGCAGAAACAGAAGAGCAAAGCUGCAGAAUCGAGACCUAUCGUUUCUUCAGCCCCUACUCAGCCUACUGUAGUGCCUUUGGCUCCACAAGCAACAACUGUGUCCUCUGUUUAUCCGCGUCCUGCAGUUCCACCAAUUUCUAUACCGGGUCAGCCUGCAGCACAGGGUACAUUCACAGAAGUCCCUGCCAGCAACAUCCGAAGAGUUAUUGCUAAGAGAUUAACAGAAUCUAAAACUACUGUGCCUCAUUCAUAUGCUACUACUGACUGUGACCUUGAUGCUAUCUUGAAACUAAGGAAAGAACUAGCAAAAGAUGAUAUUAAAGUAUCAGUAAAUGACUUUAUUAUCAAAGCAACAGCAGUUACCCUCAAACAAAUGCCAGAUGUGAAUGUGACCUGGGAUGGAGAGGGCCCCAGGCAGCUGCAAUCUAUCGACAUCUCUAUUGCUGUGGCAACAGACCGAGGUCUCAUUACACCAAUCAUAAAAGAUGCUGCUGCCAAAGGAGUGCAGGAAAUUUCUGCCUCUGCAAAGGCUCUCGCAAAGAAAGCAAGAGAUGGAAAACUGUUACCUGAAGAAUACCAAGGAGGAUCUUUUAGCAUUUCCAAUCUGGGCAUGUUUGGCAUCAGUGGCUUCAUUGCCGUCAUAAACCCUCCUCAAGCCUGCAUCCUAGCUGUGGGACGAGCUCGACCCGAACUGAAGAUUGUGGAAGAUGAAGAAGGGAACGAGAAACUUCUGCAGCAUCAGCUUAUGACAGUGACACUGUCAAGUGACAGUCGGAUGGUGGAUGACAAACUGGCUUCAGUGUUUCUGGAGACCUUGAAAGCAAACCUAGAGAAUCCGAUACGACUUGCCUUAUGUUAAACUGAUCAGGGAUUGGCUCCUGCUUUGGCAAAAUACGGAACAAGGUUACAAACUGUUCCCCUCUCCUCCCCCCACUGCCCCAGAGAAAUAAUGAAUACUAAGCAUGAGGGGGACAAUUAAAAUAUUUAAUUUAUUUGAAUUAACUUGAAAGACUCUUCAGAUCCGGCUUUGUGACCAUUUCCAGCUCUCAAGUUUUAUACUGUAAAACUGAAACACUUUAAAGAAAUAUUAAAAUAGAGUUAAUGCAUUAAAGUUCUUUCACUGCUUAAUAGCAACUGCACCAAAUUUAAACAUAUACAUUACUGUUUAAUUAGAGAGAGAAGUUUAGAAAACCUUGGGAAAUUUGAGUGAGAAACAUGAAAUGAAAAAGGGAAUGAGACAAUGCUUUGUUUAAGGACUAACCAACUAGCUUUCACAGUGAGGAAAGCAAAUGGCAUGACUGAGCAAGAUGGCCCUAUAAAUCCCAAUCAUCAUUAAGAGAAUCAAACCAGCUAAGUGUUAAAGCAAUAUAUUUUAGCUAUUUAAUAUGUGAAGAGGGUUCCAGCUAAAAUCUUCUGUUAGAGUUGGGUGAUAUAUAGAGUGACCAGAUAAGUAGUAUAAAAUAUC